UAUCAUGUGACCAACUGGUUUAAACAGCUGAGCGAUAUAGCACUGCCGUGGUGAGUGACAAACUUGGAAUUGAUUAUUUUACUUGUCCUCUUGAAAAACGCCUUUACUGGUGUAAAAACGCUACACACUGCUGCUGCUUGAAAGCGGCUACAAUACUCUACUAUUAUCCCACAUAACAAUAAUGAGUCAGAAUGACCGUAGUAAUGUCACAGUCCAAACGAACGGCACGGUGCAGGCUGAAGAAAGGGAUAACGAGUCUACACCUUUACUGGGAAGUGCUACAGGGACACAGGAGCCCACCGGGGCCUCCUUCUCCUCCUCCGUGUUCAACCUGAUGAACGCCAUCAUGGGGAGCGGGAUUCUGGGCCUGGCCUACGCCAUGGCCAACACCGGCAUCCUGGGCUUCUGUGUGCUCCUCCUGCUGGUCUCUGGUCUCGCCUCCUACUCCAUUCACCUCCUCCUGAAGCUGUGUGAUCAGACGGCCAUCACGUCUUAUGAGGGCCUGGGUUUCCAGGCAUUUCAGAAGCCUGGUAAAAUUAUGGUUGCCAGCACCAUUGUCAUUCAGAACACUGGAGCCAUGUCAUCCUACAUGUUCAUCAUUAAGACAGAACUUCCUGCUGCCAUUUCCAGCUUCCUGAGUCCAGAGCCUUCUGGAAACCCCUGGUACCUGCAAGGUGGGGUCCUGCUGCUGCUGGUGAUGGUCUGUGUGGUGCUGCCCCUGGCAAUGCUGCCAAAGAUUGGGUUCCUGGGCUACACUAGCAGCAUUGCCUUCCUCUUCAUGCUGUUCUUCACCACCGUGGUUGUCAUCAAGAAAUGGUCUAUCCCCUGCCCCCUCCCACAGAACAACACUGUGACUGCAUCUCAGUCCAACAAUUCCACCGACCCAGAAUGCAUUCCCAAACUCUUUGUCAUUUCCAGUAAGAGUGCCUAUGCUAUCCCCACCAUGGCCUACUCCUUCCUGUGCCACACUGCUGUGCUGCCCAUCUACUGUGAAUUGCAUCGACCCACUAAGAAAAAGAUGCAGAAUGUCGCCAAUGUGGGGAUCUCACUGAGUUUCCUCCUCUAUCUGGUCUCCGCACUGUUCGGCUACCUCACCUUCUAUGGGCACGUGGACUCAGAGCUGUUGCUCGGAUACGGCCAUUACCUGCCUCGCGACGAGCUGGUGAUGUCUGUCCGUCUGGCCAUCCUGCUGGCCGUGGUGCUGACCGUACCGCUCAUCCACUUUCCCGCCAGGAAGGCAGCAUUAAUGCUAAUUCGGGGGGACCGGCCUUUCUCCUGGGUCAACCAUGUUGCGGUCACCAUUGUCCUGCUGGCUGUGGUUCUGCUGCUGGCCAUCUACGUCCCAGACAUCAGGAAUGUGUUUGGGGUGGUGGGGUCGACCACCUCCACCUGUCUCUUAUUUGUGUAUCCAGGACUCUUCUACCUCCGCAUCAGUGAAGACCCCCUCAGAUCCCCUCAGGCCAUCAGUGCUGUAGCUCUGGUGGUGUUUGGCGUCUUUGUGGGGCUUCUCAGUCUGUGUGUCAUCAUCGUCACCUGGGCACAGGGUGCCUGACCUAACCGACACUGUGGGGGGGGGCGCGAAGGAGGAGCGUCACUAUGGAAACGCACACGAGAGCACGGAAUCAACGACUAGAGGGAGGUGUCGCCAUCAAACCGGACACCUCAGAGAAGUAGGCGGGACCAGGAGUCAUUGCUGCAAAACACUAUCUGUACAUAGGCCGAGGUAAUCACCUUGGGAAUUUCUUUCUGAAGCAAGUUUACAGUUUCUGAACUUUUGCAAUUGUGUGUCUUCCCACAAUCUCAGGAUUUAAGGAACUACUAUAAUGGCUUUAAAACUGUUAAAAUCUUUACUGGUGCUAUUUUUGUCGGUGGACAAAAUAUUUUAGAAUCAGACAUGUGGUCAGAGGAAUGUAUUAUAUUGAUUGUUAUUCGAAAACCAAUAUUCUGUGCUGCACCAUUUAUUAAGUUUAUAAUCAAAAUAAUUCCUGACAAUCGCAGACCAAUGCAGUUGUGUAUAUUUUUAAUGAAUAAUGUUAGUGUCAUAUUGUUUUUAUCUAUUCUGCUGCAACAGAUGUAAUUGGAUUUCUGCUGCUGGGAAUAAUUACUUUGGAUUCCAAUUAUAAGGAUGACCAUCACUUAUGCCUUUUAGAGAAUCAUAUUUCUUUUGACAGCACCACAGUUGUUCCACAUAUUGUGGUGAAGCCAAGCACUUUUUCAAAGGAUUUCUCCUCACAAAAAAAUGCCCAUUCUUAUGUGGUCACACAUUAAUUACAUAGCAGAGCUUGAAUGUUGAUAUAGAUGAAGGUUUACAAGCACUCUAUGACUGUAUAUGUGUCCAUUUUUUAAAAUGUUUAAUGUUUAUAUAUUAUAUAUGAUCAAAGCAUGUCACCAAAGGGAAGUGGUCGUAUCACAGUCAUGUCAAAUAAAAGGGAAAAUGUUCACUUUGA
Molecule: messenger RNA, 2447 nt
Organism: Conger conger (European conger)
Lineage: Eukaryota; Metazoa; Chordata; Actinopteri; Anguilliformes; Congridae
Gene: slc38a6
Product: solute carrier family 38 member 6
Exons: 16
Coding region: 182-1552 (456 amino acids)
Biological process (GO): L-glutamine transport; amino acid transmembrane transport
Molecular function (GO): L-glutamine transmembrane transporter activity
Source: RefSeq, a predicted model, not a curated record